This is a messenger RNA of Hordeum vulgare subsp. vulgare (domesticated barley), 1762 nucleotides long. RefSeq names its product histone deacetylase 9. Lineage: Eukaryota; Viridiplantae; Streptophyta; Magnoliopsida; Poales; Poaceae. The record is from RefSeq and is a predicted model, not a curated record. Bases 181 to 1473 code for a protein of 430 amino acids. Gene Ontology annotation, molecular function: histone deacetylase activity. The transcript is spliced from 14 exons.
GAAUGUUCCCCAGAGUCGUCGCCUCGCUCGGUUUUCCCCUUCCUCCUCACGCACGACCGCCCUCAACUUCCGCCGCCGCCUCCGCCUCCGCCGUCGCGAACUCGGUGUCGGCUUCCCCGGCGCCCCCCAUUCAGCGCCGCCUCCGCCUGCAGAGGCAGGCGGCUGCUGGAGAGCGAGGUCAUGUUGGAGAAAGACAGGAUAUCCUAUUUCUACGAUGGGGAUGUGGGUAAUGUGUACUUUGGGCCAAAUCACCCGAUGAAACCGCAUCGCCUUUGCAUGACACAUCAUCUUGUGUUAUCAUAUGAACUUCACAAGAAAAUGGAGAUAUAUAGACCGCACAAAGCAUAUCCAACGGAGCUUGCGCAGUUCCAUUCUGCUGAUUAUGUGGAGUUCUUGCACCGGAUAACUCCUGAUACCCAACACCUGUAUGCAAGUGAAUUAACUAGAUACAAUCUUGGAGAGGACUGCCCAGUAUUUGAUGAUUUGUUUGAGUUCUGCCAAAUUUAUGCCGGGGGAACUCUAGAUGCGGCUCGAAGACUAAAUCAUAAAACAUGUGAUAUUGCUAUUAAUUGGGCUGGUGGGCUGCAUCAUGCAAAGAAGUGUGAGGCGUCAGGCUUCUGCUACAUUAAUGACCUGGUUUUGGGAAUUCUGGAGCUUCUCAAGUAUCAUGCUAGGGUUCUCUAUAUUGACAUUGAUGUUCAUCAUGGAGAUGGAGUAGAAGAAGCCUUCUAUUUCACAGACAGGGUAAUGACUGUAAGUUUCCACAAGUAUGGUGACAUGUUCUUUCCUGGCACCGGUGAUAUUAAGGAUAUAGGAGACAGGGAAGGAAAAUAUUAUGCCAUCAACAUCCCACUUAAAGAUGGCAUAGAUGACACCAGCUUUACUCGGCUUUUUAAGACGAUUAUUGCCAAAGUUGUUGAGACAUAUCUGCCAGGUGCUAUUGUUCUUCAGUGUGGAGCUGAUUCAUUGGCGCGGGACCGCCUAGGGUGUUUUAAUCUUUCAAUUGAAGGCCAUGCUGAAUGUGUAAAGUUUGUUAAGAAAUUUAAAAUCCCCCUGCUGGUGACAGGAGGUGGUGGGUACACCAAAGAGAAUGUAGCACGCUGUUGGGCUGUUGAAACUGGGGUUCUUCUAGACACAGAGCUCCCAAAUGAGAUCCCUGACAAUGAAUACAUUAAGUACUUCGGUCCAGAUUAUACAUUGAAAGUACCAAAUCUGAACAUGGACAACCUGAAUAGUAAGACGUAUCUCAGUUCAAUCAAAGUGCAAGUCAUGGAGAGUUUGCGGGCCAUACAACAUGCACCUGGCGUUCAGAUGCAAGAGGUUCCACCAGAUUUCUAUGUCCCAGACUUUGAUGAAGACGAGCUGGAUCCUGAUGAACGCGUUGACCAGCAUACCCAAGACAAGCAGGUUCAUCGUGACGACGAGUACUAUGAAGGCGACAAUGACAAUGAUCACGAUGACGGCGGACAUUGAAAUCGGAGUCUUGGCGAUGCAUGUAGGUGGAAGCUGAAAGUCUUUCCUGAGCGGCUGCUGUGCAGUUUAACAUCCUGGGUUGGAACAUAGUUGGUUGAUUGACAUUUUAGGAUCUACUCCUAACUAACAGCAGCUGCUAGGGCUGGAGAACAUUGUGGGAGAAUGUAACAUUGUGAGAGAAUGUUUCCCAAAAAGGAACAUUGUGGGAGAAUGUAACAUUUCCUGUUGUACAACAUAGUACGAUUUCACAUUCUUACUCAAGUUCAAAAAUCUUUUCAGUACUCUUUUA